Molecule: messenger RNA, 3371 nt
Organism: Myotis myotis
Lineage: Eukaryota; Metazoa; Chordata; Mammalia; Chiroptera; Vespertilionidae
Gene: GRHL1
Product: grainyhead like transcription factor 1
Exons: 16
Coding region: 1-1857 (618 amino acids)
Biological process (GO): regulation of transcription by RNA polymerase II
Cellular component (GO): nucleus
Molecular function (GO): DNA-binding transcription activator activity, RNA polymerase II-specific; RNA polymerase II cis-regulatory region sequence-specific DNA binding
Source: RefSeq, a predicted model, not a curated record
AUGACACAGGAGUACGACAACAAACGGCCGGUGUUGGUUCUUCAGAAUGAGGCGCUGUACCCGCAGCGGCGCUCCUACACCAGCGAGGACGAGGCCUGGAAGUCCUUCCUGGAGAACCCGCUCACCGCAGCCACCAAGGCGAUGAUGAGCAUCAACGGCGACGAGGACAGCGCGGCCGCCCUGGGCCUGCUCUAUGACUACUACAAGGUUCCAAGAGAGAGACGGUCAUCCGCAGCCAAGGCCGACGGUGAGCACCCAGAGGCAGAUCACAGCAAAAGAAGCAGCAUGCCGAACGUGACUGAGCAGCCCCUCAUUUCUGCCGGAGAAAACAGAGUGCAGGUUCUGAAAAAUGUGCCAUUUAACAUUGUCCUUCCCCAUGGCAACCAACUGGGCAUCGAUAAGAGAGGCCAUCUAACUGUUCCGGACACAACCGUCACCGUCUCCAUAGCGACGAUGCCUACCCACUCCAUCAAGACAGAGACGCAGCCGCACGGCUUUGCUGUGGGGAUCCCUCCGGCAGUGUACCAUCCCGAGCCCACUGAGCGGGUGGUGGUUUUCGACCGGAACCUCAACACCGACCAGUUCAGCUCUGCGGCUCAGCCCCCAAAUGCUCAGAGGCGAACGCCAGACUCGACUUUCUCAGAGACCUUCAAGGAGGGCGUGCAGGAGGUUUUCUUCCCCUCGGACCUCAGUCUGCGGAUGCCUGGCAUGAACUCAGAGGACUAUGUUUUUGACAGUGUUUCUGGGAACAACUUCGAGUACACCCUGGAAGCCUCCAAAUCGCUUCGCCAGAAGCCGGGAGACAGCACCAUGACCUACCUGAACAAAGGCCAGUUCUACCCCGUCACCCUGAAGGAAGUGAGCAGCAACGAGGGGAUCCACCACCCCAUCAGCAAAGUGCGGAGUGUGAUCAUGGUGGUGUUUGCGGAGGACAAGAGCAGGGAGGAUCAGCUGCGGCACUGGAAGUACUGGCACUCCCGGCAGCACACGGCCAAACAAAGGUGCAUUGACAUCGCCGACUACAAAGAAAGCUUCAACACCAUCAGCAACAUUGAGGAGAUCGCGUAUAACGCCAUUUCUUUCACCUGGGACAUCAACGACGAGGCGAAGGUGUUCAUCUCUGUGAACUGCCUGAGCACGGACUUCUCCUCCCAGAAGGGCGUGAAGGGCCUGCCGCUGAACAUCCAGAUCGACACCUACAGCUACAACAACCGCAGCAACAAGCCCGUGCACCGGGCCUACUGCCAGAUCAAGGUCUUCUGCGACAAGGGAGCCGAACGGAAAAUCAGGGACGAAGAACGAAAACAAAGCAAAAGAAAAGUUUCUGAUGUUAAGGUGCCGCUGCUUCCCACUCACAAACGCAUGGAUAUCACAGUCUUCAAGCCCUUUGUGGAUCUGGACACGCAGCCUGUGCUCUUCAUUCCUGACGUGCACUUCGCCAACCUUCAGCGGGGCGCUCACGUCCUUUCCAUGGCCUCGGAAGAACUGGAGGGGGAAGGCUCGAGCUUGAAGAGGGGGCCGUACGGAUCCGAGGACGAUUUUGUGGUCCCCCCGCCUGCUAAGCUGACCCGGAUCGAAGAGCCGAAGAGAGUGCUGCUCUACGUGCGGAAGGAGGCAGAGGAAGUCUUCGACGCCCUGAUGCUCAAGACUCCAUCCUUGAAGGGCUUGAUGGAGGCCAUCUCAGACAAAUAUGCUGUUCCCCAUGACAAGAUUGGGAAAAUAUUCAAGAAAUGUAAAAAAGGGAUCCUGGUGAACAUGGACGACAACAUCGUGAAGCACUACUCCAAUGAGGACACCUUCCAGCUGCAGAUGGAGGAGGUGGGGGGGUCGUACAGGCUCACCCUCACUGAGCUCUGAGGCGCCCUGGCCCCCAGCCCCGCAGUUCAACGAAGGUGUUGCCUCGGCCUUGCUGCCUGCCGAGCCACAGGCCACUGGUCAGCCUCCUGCCAACCACGCGCGAUGUCGGUGGAAGGGACUCCUUUCGCGUUGGAGAUGGGGCCGCAUGCGGCUUGGAGGUGGCGUGGAGUAUAUUGCACCGGCGCUUCUCAGAUGAGGAAUCCAUAUACUAUUAUUACGCUUGCCUUUUCUGAUAUAAAUACUUAAGGAUAAAAGUGAAAACUCUGUUCCAAGAUCUAAUACUCUCUGGGAACCUUUAGGAUAUCUGCUAUGUUAUUUAUAAAAGUAUUUUUUAUUACAGGUUCAAUUCAAUAUUAUGUGGUAUUAGUUCCAGGUGUGUAGCAGUGGCCAGACUAUACAACUAUUGGGCUCUCCCCCUGCGUCUUCAGUGUUAGCGGCCUGCCCAGUGCAAGUCAGAAAAGGCAGUGGGUGUGGCUUAAGGCUUCGGUGUCACUACCUGCCUCAGGGUAGUGGGAGCCCCGUCUCAAGAACAAAGGAUCCACCCUCUCCCGUGGCCCCCCCACCCCCCCACCCCUCCGUUCAUGUUUACUCCUGCAGAGCGCGUUACAGGAACCGCCCGUCUCGACUCACUUGAAGCACUCGCUGCCUUUCUCAUGAAGACCGGGGGCCCGGGGGGCGGUGGCAAGCUAGCGCCACAGUGUACGUGAGUGCAAUACAGUUCCCAAGCCCGCGUCUGUAAAUGUGUACAUACGUGUCUAUACAGAUAGAUAAUAUAUGCAUGCGGCGCCCGUGGGCAUACACGGAGAGAUGCGAUGACGGCUGCCUGAGAGACUUGGCCUGACGGGAGGCUGAGUUAUUUUGAUCAUUCACGUCAACCAAGCAGACAGAACACUGCUCGGCGGAAUCCAGAGCACGCAGUCACCCCGAGCGAUCAGGCCUGCUCAGCCGCGGCUCGCCCUCGAGCUGCUGUCAUGGGAUCUGCACUGUUUACACAUGAAGUAAAGGGAAGACGCCCGCGGUGGCUCCUCCGCGCGUGGUGUGUGCGAACGUCAGCCCUGUGGCCUCGGCACGACAGACAGCGAUGCGGCCGGCCUCCCUGCCAGCGGGAGGGCGUCCUCCGGCGUCGCAGAGCCUCGCGCCUCGAUUACCUGUGCACUCGCCGUGUGGACGCGGUCACGGGUUUAUGGGACUCACGGGCAGGGGGACGUCCUGUACAUGUUAAGUAUCUGGGAAGACUACACAGUCGUUUUACAACAGAUAAAAUCACGGGUAUCUGUCGGGUCAGGGAACUAGUUUGUAGAAGUAGGAUGGGUAGUUGCAUUCUUGCGUUAAAAUAUCCUAAUGAAGUAUGUGAACUGAAUUGCUGGUUUUCUAAAAUAAGAUAAGGGACACGGGUCAUAUGACAAUAUUUUCUAUUGUGUUUUAUGAAAUUGAUUUUGUCUUGUUUACUGUUUUAAUUGUAUCGUUGAAGAUGUGUUUUAAGCCAACGGGAUUAAAUGUCUGUGCCUCUCUCA